Messenger RNA from Passer montanus (Eurasian tree sparrow), 2668 nucleotides. RefSeq names its product heterogeneous nuclear ribonucleoprotein K (gene HNRNPK). Bases 267 to 1577 code for a protein of 436 amino acids. Gene Ontology annotation, biological process: regulation of transcription by RNA polymerase II; regulation of mRNA splicing, via spliceosome. Gene Ontology annotation, molecular function: mRNA binding. Gene Ontology annotation, cellular component: nucleus; cytoplasm. The transcript is spliced from 16 exons. Lineage: Eukaryota; Metazoa; Chordata; Aves; Passeriformes; Passeridae. The record is from RefSeq and is a predicted model, not a curated record.
CUGACGGGCAGCGGCCUCACCCAACGAGGCGGCGGCGGCGCCGCGCGGGGGGCGGCGGCGGGGCCAAUCGCGGGUGGCGCUGGUGGAUGUGCGCGUCGGAGUCCGGGGCUGCUCCCCUUUCUCUCCCGUACGCGGCGGGGCCGGUGGCGGGCGCAGGCUCUUGAAGCAAUAGGCUGUUGGAUUUUGAUCCCGCCCAGAGUACUUGAGUUUUUGUCAGCAAGGAUAUAUAAUAGCGGUUUUGCUUGCCUACGUAAGAAAAAAAGGCAAUGGAGACUGAACAACAGGAGGAGACCUUUACCAACACAGAGACAAAUGACCUCUCUACAGGCAAACGUCCUGCAGAAGAUAUGGAGGAAGAGCAGGCCUUCAAAAGAUCUCGGAACACUGAUGAGAUGGUUGAACUGCGCAUCUUGCUUCAGAGCAAAAAUGCUGGAGCAGUGAUUGGAAAAGGUGGCAAAAAUAUUAAAGCACUUCGUACAGACUACAAUGCCAGUGUUUCAGUCCCAGACAGCAGUGGCCCCGAGCGCAUCUUGAGUAUAAGUGCAGAUAUAGAGACAAUUGGAGAAAUCUUGAAGAAGAUUAUCCCUACUUUAGAAGAGGCAUCUUAUUUGCAGUAUCAACACUACAAAGGCAGUGACUUCGACUGUGAGCUUCGACUUCUUAUUCACCAGAGUUUGGCAGGAGGCAUUAUUGGUGUCAAGGGUGCUAAAAUUAAAGAACUCAGAGAGAACACUCAGACCACAAUUAAGCUCUUUCAAGAGUGUUGUCCUCAUUCGACUGACAGGGUGGUGCUUAUUGGUGGAAAACCUGAUAGAGUUGUUGAGUGCAUCAAGAUUAUCUUGGAUCUUAUCUCUGAGUCUCCAAUUAAAGGACGGGCCCAGCCUUAUGAUCCCAAUUUCUAUGAUGAAACGUAUGACUAUGGUGGCUUCACAAUGAUGUUUGAUGAUAGAAGGGGACGGCCAGUGGGCUUUCCAAUGCGUGGAAGAGGAGGUUUUGAUCGAAUGCCUCCUGGUCGUGGUGGACGACCUAUGCCUCCCUCAAGAAGAGAUUAUGAUGAUAUGAGCCCUCGCAGAGGACCUCCACCACCUCCACCAGGUCGUGGUGUUAGAGGUGGUAGCAGAGCACGUAAUCUUCCUCUUCCUCCUCCACCACCUCCUCGUGGCGGAGAUCUGAUGUCCUAUGACCGAAGGGGCAGACCGGGAGACCGUUACGAUGGCAUGAUGAUGCAGUGUCAUGUGGAUGCCUGUGAUGACAUGCAGCCACCAGAGUUGUUUGAGGGAGGCUCUGGUUAUGAUUAUUCUUAUGCAGGGGGGCGUGGUUCAUAUGGAGAUCUUGGUGGACCCAUCAUCACAACACAAGUAACGAUUCCCAAAGAUUUGGCAGGAUCUAUUAUUGGAAAGGGAGGCCAGAGAAUCAAACAAAUACGUCAUGAGUCAGGAGCUUCGAUCAAAAUUGAUGAACCACUAGAAGGCUCAGAAGAUCGGAUAAUCACUAUUACGGGAACACAGGACCAGAUACAAAAUGCACAGUAUUUGCUGCAGAACAGUGUGAAGCAGUAUUCUGGAAAGUUUUUCUAAGACUAGUGAAGAACUGAAGGAGUCCUGCACCCUUUUUUUUUUUAUCUGCUUCUGUUUAAAAAGCCAACAUUCCUCUGCUUCAUAGGUGUUCUGCAUUUGAGGUGUAGUGGAAUCUUUGCUGUACACCAGAUGUAAUGUUUUAGUUCCUUACAAAUACAUGGCGGGGGGAAGGGCAUACAAGACUAACAUUGAAAUUUUGAAGCGGCAGAGAGAAUGAAUUCUAUUUUUGUUCAUUGUUGGUGGUAAAUUGUACUGUUUUUCUGUAAUUGUUGUGAACAUCCUGCUUUAUGUACACUGUAUCUUUAUUUGAAGGGGGAGAAUAUGGUAGGCCCCAUGUCCCUGGCAUUUGUUGAGAGCAGUGUGCAGAAUGUAAUGCAUUUUUGUAAGAAACAUUUUAGGAUUUUUAAAUAAAUUUAGUGAACCUAUUCUUGGUGGUCAUUUUUCUUCAGCUCUUCAUAAGGUCAUAACUAAAAUGGAUAUACCUAGUUUGUUUUUUUUUUCCCCUUACGAAUUAAAGUUGCUGUUAAGCUUGCUCUUCAGUUUCCUUGAUAUAUAGGUGGAGUUCUGUGGGGUUUUUUUGACAAAUUAAAGAGAUCGUGUAAAAACAAUGACUGCUUUGCUGUUUGGGGAAAGGGGGAAGGUGAAAAUACGCAAAUGUGUAAAACUACAUGCAAGUGUUUGGCCCUCUUUGCAAUACAUAUAUAUAUUGGUGACAGUAUAUAAAUAAAAUACUUUAAAAUUUUGUGACGUCACUGAUUAAACAGUUGUAAAGUACACCUGGGUUUAGACAGCUUGCUUAAUGCAGUUGCUCUGCCAUUACUGAAUAAAUUAUACCUGUUUUCUGAGCUUUUGUUUGUAUGAGAUAGGAAUUGCGAAUUGGCAAGAUGAAAUACAACUAUGUAAUUUGUUUUCCAUUGUAUGCAAAACUUCAACUUGUUUCCCAGAUGUAUGUUGAGUUCCGUAAGAAUUAUUUGUGAGAAAUUAAAAAAAUAUAACGCCUCUGGAUAUCUCAUGUAAUACUUUGGCAUUUGUAUUUAUAGUUUAAAGUUUUAAUUUCACUUCCUGAAUAAAAACAGAUUAAAAAGUGUAAA